AUGAGGCAUCCUGAGCAGUACUGUUCUCCGCAGGGGGCAGCUGGCAUCCUGUGCUACGUGGGAGCCUAUGUCUUCAUCACGUAUGACGACUACGACCACUUCUUUGAGGAUGUGUACACUCUCAUCCCCGCUGUGGUGAUCAUAGCGGUGGGCGCCCUCCUCUUCAUUAUUGGGCUCAUAGGCUGCUGCGCCACCAUCCGGGAAAGCCGCUGCGGACUUGCCACGUUUGUCAUCAUCCUACUCUUGGUCUUUGUCACAGAAGUUGUUGUAGUGGUUUUGGGAUACGUUUACAGAGCAAAGGUGGAAAAUGAGGUUGAUCGCAGCAUUCAAAAAGUGUAUAAGACCUACAAUGGAACCAACCCUGAUGCCGCUAGCCGAGCUAUUGAUUAUGUACAGAGACAGCUUCACUGCUGUGGAAUUCACAACUAUUCAGACUGGGAAAAUACAGACUGGUUCAAAGAAACCAAAAACCAGAGUGUCCCUCUUAGCUGCUGCAGAGAGACUGCCAGCAGCUGUAACGGAAGCCUGUCCCAUCCCUCUGACCUCUAUGCCGAGGGAUGUGAGGCUCUAGUUGUGAAAAAGCUGCAAGAAAUCAUGAUGCUUGUUAUCUGGGCUGCCCUGGCAUUUGCAGCUAUUCAGCUGCUGGGCAUGCUGUGCGCGUGCAUCGUGUUGUGCAGAAGGAGUAGAGACCCUGCCUACGAGCUCCUCAUCACUGGUGGGACCUACGCGUAGCAGGCCGCUCCAGCCUGAGCUUGCGGCUUGUUCUGGUUUGGAAGGUGAACGGAGCGGCUCCGCUGCUGUGGCCUCCUGAGCUCGUUUACGCAAAGCACAUGUGCACCAGCGUUGGCUGGAGCGGCCUGGCUCCUCACAUGCCCAUCUCUUAACUUGCCUGCCCAUGACUUUCUUUGCCCCCUAUUCUAGCUGACUCUCCAUGUCCCUAAGUUGUUAAGUACGGCGGUAAAUGCUCAAAUUCCAGAACCGUUCUCGAGUUGUGUAGUGUGGUAGAAUUAAAGGAGGACGUAGCCUGCUUCUGUUACCUCCAAGCCAGAAAAGGAUUGCUGCUGAAGUAUCACUGGUCUCUUCAGUCCUCACAGUGGAGAACUCUUGGCCAAAGUUUUUGAGGGGAGGGGAAGAAGCCAGCUGUCUGGGCGAUACCAGAUGGUGCCCCUCAUCAGUGUCCUUUAAAAAAUACAUGCUGUAGUUCAAUAAGAUAGCAACUGUACAAAUGGCUAAAAUAGAUUCUAGAACUGUACAUUGUGUAUCUUGGUUCAUCCUCGAAACUAGACUGAUCUUUGAAACUGGUGGUUUUUAAUCAAAGCAGGCUUUAUAGGAGGAAUAUAAUGUAUGCACUACUGUUUUAAAACAAUUAGUGUGAGCGCGUGCGUGCUUUCCUGUGAUUGAGCCCAUUCACUGUCAGUCUAAACUCGUUAGAAAUAAUGUACCCAUGUAGACUAGCGAACUAGUGUGUAGAUGGGAUCUCAGCUGUAAAUAGAAAACUCUAAUUCAAUAAACUGUGUAUCACCCCUCCA
Condylura cristata (star-nosed mole) is the source of this 1529-nucleotide messenger RNA. It is a transcript of the gene TSPAN3, whose product is annotated as tetraspanin 3. NCBI's taxonomy places the organism in Eukaryota, Metazoa, Chordata, Mammalia, Eulipotyphla, Talpidae. Bases 1 to 732 code for a protein of 243 amino acids. The transcript has 7 exons. The record is from RefSeq and is a predicted model, not a curated record. Gene Ontology annotation, cellular component: membrane. Gene Ontology annotation, biological process: protein maturation; protein localization to plasma membrane; regulation of vascular endothelial growth factor signaling pathway.